Molecule: messenger RNA, 2196 nt
Organism: Boleophthalmus pectinirostris (great blue-spotted mudskipper)
Lineage: Eukaryota; Metazoa; Chordata; Actinopteri; Gobiiformes; Gobiidae
Gene: hsp90aa1.1
Product: heat shock protein 90, alpha (cytosolic), class A member 1, tandem duplicate 1
Exons: 10
Coding region: 1-2175 (724 amino acids)
Biological process (GO): cellular response to heat; protein folding; protein stabilization
Cellular component (GO): myelin sheath; protein-containing complex; neuronal cell body
Molecular function (GO): ATP hydrolysis activity; ATP binding; disordered domain specific binding
Source: RefSeq, a predicted model, not a curated record
AUGCCUGAGAGCAGCGGCCGCAUGAUGGAGGAGGAGGUGGAGACCUUUGCCUUUCAGGCUGAGAUCGCUCAGCUCAUGUCCCUCAUCAUCAACACAUUCUACUCCAACAAAGAGAUCUUCCUCAGAGAGCUCAUCUCCAACUCUUCUGAUGCUCUGGACAAAAUCAGAUACGAAAGCUUGACAGACCCCAGCAAACUCGACUCUUGCAAAGACCUUAAGAUUGACAUCACGCCUGAUCUUCUCGCCCGCACUCUCACCAUCCUGGACACUGGCAUCGGCAUGACCAAAGCCGACCUCAUCAACAACCUGGGCACCAUCGCCAAGUCGGGCACCAAGGCCUUCAUGGAGGCUCUGCAGGCUGGGGCAGAUAUCUCCAUGAUCGGGCAGUUUGGAGUGGGUUUCUACUCCGCAUACCUGGUAGCAGAGAAAGUCACAGUGAUCACCAAACACAAUGAUGACGAGCAGUACAUCUGGGAAUCUGCAGCUGGAGGAUCUUUCACUGUCAGGCCAGAUACAGGGGAGCCCAUUGGUCGAGGCACAAAGGUGAUCCUCCAUCUUAAAGAGGACCAGACUGAAUACUGUGAAGAGAAACGCAUCAAAGAAGUCAUCAAGAAGCACUCUCAGUUCAUUGGCUACCCCAUCACACUCUAUGUGGAGAAAACCAGAGAGAAGGAGGUUGACCUGGAGGAGGGAGAGAAAGAGGAGGAAGUGGACAACAAAGACGCCGCUGCCGCUGACAAACCAAAGAUCGAAGACAUUGGCGCCGACGAGGAUGAGGACAGCAAAGACGGACAGAACAAGCGCAAAAAGAAGGUGAAGGAGAAGUAUAUCGACGCUCAGGAACUCAACAAGACCAAGCCCAUCUGGACCCGUAACCCUGACGACAUCACCAACGAGGAGUACGGAGAGUUCUACAAGAGUCUAACCAAUGACUGGGAGGACCACCUGGCUGUCAAGCACUUCUCGGUGGAGGGUCAGCUGGAGUUCCGCGCUCUACUUUUCGCUCCCAGACGUGCUGCUUUCGACCUGUUUGAAAACAAAAGGAAGAGGAACAACAUUAAACUCUAUGUGCGCAGAGUCUUCAUCAUGGACAACUGCGAGGAGCUCAUCCCAGAAUACCUCAACUUCAUUAAGGGUGUGGUGGACUCUGAGGAUCUGCCCCUGAACAUUUCCAGAGAGAUGCUUCAGCAGAGCAAAAUCCUGAAGGUGAUCCGCAAAAACCUGGUGAAGAAGUGUCUGGAGCUGUUCAGUGAAAUCUCAGAGGAUAAAGACAACUACAAGAAGUUCUACGAGCAGUUCUCCAAAAAUAUCAAGCUUGGUAUCCAUGAAGAUUCCCAGAACAGGAAGAAGCUGUCUGAGCUCCUGCGUUACUACACCUCUGCCUCUGGAGAUGAGAUGGUGUCCCUCAAAGACUACGUGGCUCGCAUGAAGGACAACCAGAAACACAUCUACUACAUCACUGGUGAGACCAAAGACCAGGUGGCCAACUCAGCGUUUGUGGAACGUCUUCGUAAAGCUGGUCUGGAGGUGAUCUACAUGAUUGAGCCCAUCGAUGAGUAUUGUGUCCAGCAGCUGAAGGAGUUUGAUGGGAAAACUCUCGUGUCUGUGACCAAAGAGGGACUGGAGCUGCCCGAAGAUGACGAAGAGAAGAAGAAACAAGAAGAACUUAAAGUUAAAUUUGAAAACCUUUGCAAAAUCAUGAAGGACAUCCUGGACAAGAAGAUUGAGAAGGUCACCGUAUCCAACCGCUUGGUCUCGUCUCCCUGCUGCAUCGUCACCAGCACCUAUGGGUGGACUGCCAACAUGGAGCGCAUCAUGAAGUCUCAAGCCCUCAGAGAUAACUCCACACUGGGAUACAUGACAGCCAAGAAGCACCUGGAGAUCAACCCGGUCCACCCCAUCAUCGAGACUCUGCGGGAGAAGGCAGAGGCCGAUAAGAAUGAUAAGGCUGUGAAGGACUUGGUGAUUCUGCUGUUUGAGACAGCGCUCCUGUCCUCCGGUUUCACACUGGACGACCCACAGACACACGCCAACCGCAUCUACAGGAUGAUCAAACUCGGACUGGGCAUUGAUGAGGAGGACUCCCCAGUGGAAGAUCUGAUUCAGCCAGCAGAGGAGGACAUGCCUGCUCUGGAGGGAGACGAUGACACUUCCAGAAUGGAGGAAGUUGACUAAACUACCACCAUCCAAUUUUAC